GUGGUGGGCGGGGAGAAGCCGGUGCUGCCUGUACUGGAGCUCUGGGAAACCUCUGUGUACACUGUAGGGAGAGGGGACAUGUACAGCAGCGCCACCUAGCGGCCUCCGUUCCCGUCUUCCUGUCCGGCUGUGCACCCUGAUCGCGGCCCGUGAGCCUGCUCUUACCUCACGAAGCCCGUGGAGCUUAAGGCCGGGGACAUGAAGGUGACGGUGGAUUUCGAGGAGUGUCUGAAGGACUCGCCCCGGUUUAGAGCUGCCCUAGAAGAUGUAGAAGGGGAUGUAACCGAACUUGAGCAGAAGCUGGACAAGCUGGUGAAACUCUGCAUUGGAAUGAUCGAUGCAGGAAAAGCUUUUUGUGCUGCCAACAAACAAUUUAUGAAUGGAAUCCGGGACCUGGCCCAAUAUUCUAGCAAGGAUGAAGUAAUUGAAAGCAGCCUGACAAAGUUUUCUGACAGUCUACAUGAAAUGAUCAAUUAUCAUAAUAUUCUUUUUGACCAAGCCCAAAGAUCUAUCAAAACACAGCUUCAGACAUUUGUUAAAGAAGAUCUUAGAAAAUUCAAAGAUGCCAAAAAGCAGUUUGAUAAAGUUAGUGAGGAGAAAGAAAAUGCCCUGGCAAAAAAUGCUCAGGUACAAAGAACUAAGCAACAUGAAGUUGAAGAAGCUACAAACAUCCUGACUGCUACACGGAAAUGCUUCCGGCAUAUUGCUCUGGAUUAUGUUUUACAGAUCAAUGUGCUUCAAUCAAAAAGGAGGUCUGAAAUUUUAAAAUCUAUGCUGUCUUUUAUGUAUGCCCAUCUGGCUUUCUUCCACCAAGGAUAUGACCUUUUCAGUGAACUUGAGCCUUACAUGAAGGAUUUAGGAGCACAGCUGGACAAUCUUGUUGUCGAUGCUGCUAGAGAAAAAAGAGACAUGGAGCUAAAACAUUCAACAAUUCAGCAAAAGGGUUUAUCUGCUGAUGACUCCAAUCUGGAAUGUAAUGUUGAUGCAGAGAAUGGUAUUGUUAUGGAAGGAUACCUGUUUAAACGGGCCAGCAAUGCCUUCAAAACCUGGAACAGGAAAAAGCCAGACCACACAAGGCGCUGGUUUUCAAUUCAAAAUAAUCAACUUGUAUAUCAGAAGAAAUUUAAGGAUAAUCCCACUGUUGUUGUUGAAGACUUGCGGCUGUGUACAGUGAAACACUGCGAAGAUGUUGAGAGACGAUUCUGCUUUGAGGUGGUUUCUCCUACUAAGAGCUGUAUGCUUCAGGCUGACUCUGAGAAGCUGCGCCAGGCAUGGAUCAAAGCUGUCCAAACCAGUAUUGCCACAGCUUACAGAGAAAAAGGGGAAGAAGCAGAGAAAAUCGACAAAAAGCCUUCCACGUCAAACACUAGCCCAGUUUCGGAAUCAAAAGAAAAGCUGGUUAAGGGGGAGAGUGCCCUGCAGCGAGUGCAAUGUAUCCCUGGUAAUACGAAGUGCUGUGAUUGUGGGUUACCUGAUCCUCGCUGGGCCAGUAUUAAUCUUGGCAUCACUUUAUGCAUUGAAUGCUCAGGAAUUCACAGGAGUCUUGGUGUUCAUUUUUCUAAAGUGCGAUCUUUAACUCUGGACACAUGGGAGCCUGAACUACUAAAGCUGAUGUGUGAAUUGGGGAAUGACGUAAUAAAUAGUAUAUAUGAGGCUCGAGUUGAUGCCAUGGGAGUAAAAAAGCCUCAGAAUGGAUGUCAGCGGCUUGAGAAAGAGGCCUACAUCAAAGCAAAGUAUGUGGAGAAGAGGUUUGUGGAUAAGGGAGCUGUAUCAAUCCUGAUGACAAGGAAGAAAACAUUGUCCCAGAAGAGCAGUGAAAAUCGUCUGAGCUCCACUGAUAAAAGCCUAGGUGUAGAAGAACAGAGCAGAACUGCAUCCAGAGCCUCAGCGGUUGCUGUUAGCAGUGACGAAGCAAGGCGGGAGUCUCUCUUCUGUCCUGAUGAGCUAGACUCACUCUUCUCCUACUUUGAUACUUCCUCAAAGCUACGUAGUAUGAGAAGCAAUGACAGUGGAAUACAGUUUAGUGCAGAGGGUAGCCGAGAACUCCUGGCGUCUGCAGUGUCUUCCAAUAGUUUGUAUGAUGCUGAACUAGAAAAGAAACAUGAAAAGAGGGAUUCUGCAGUAUUUCAAGACUCUGUAAGCAGUAUAAGGUUUAUACCCGGACAUCAGCUUUACAAGGCAGCAUUUCAGAAAAACCUUCCUGCCAUGGCUGAGGCAUUGGCUCAUGGAGCAGAAGUCAAUUGGGUUAACAAAAAUGAAAACAAUGCUACUCCUUUAAUACAGGCGGUGCAUGGGGGAUCACUAGUUACCUGCGAGUUUCUGCUCCAAAAUGGGGCCAAUGUUAACCAUCUGGAUGUGAAAGGGAGGGGACCCUUACAUCAUGCCACUGUGCUUGGCCACACAGGACAAGUCUGUUUAUUCUUGAAGCGUGGGGCCAAUCAACAUGCUACCGAUGAGAAGGGAAAAGACCCUUUAAGCAUUGCUGUAGAAGCUGCUAAUGCUGAUAUAGUAACACUAUUGCGCUUGGCACGUAUGAAUGAAGAGAUGCGGGAAUCAGAAGGUUUUUACGGACAACCAGGUGAUGAAACUUACCAAGAUAUAUUUAGAGAUUUUUCCCAUAUGGCGUCCAACAAUCCUGAAAAACUGAAUCGCUUUCAGCAGCCAGAUUCACAGAAGUCUUGAAUUUUAUAUGAUUUGAGCUUUACCUUUAACUUUAAAAUGAGUAUUUAAUCACAAUGGCAGAACUAUUUAUUAGCCCAGUCUUUACAUGUGCAAACUAGUGCUUCGCUGCUCUUGGUGGCAGGGUUUGGCAUUCCUUGAUGCUCUGCCUUUUUGGUAAACCACUAUGCUGCUUAAGCGUGACACCAUUAAACACAAUGGUGGUUGACAACUGUCUCCUUAGAAAUAUUGUGGGGGUUUUCUUUGUCUUGAGUAUGUGAACAAAUAUGCACUCAGCCUUGUUUAUAGUAACUACUAUAUAGGGUCCACCAAAGGCUGUGCUGCCUUGUUUUCUAGUUUCCACAUGAAGAGGACCAAUGGACAUAGCUGCUUUAUCAGUUAUACCCCUUGUUAAGUUCUAAAGAGUUCUGCACCUUCUUUGACAGCAUUGCACUUAUUUGUAAGAACUGUCAGACAUUUUGGAUGAAGGUAUCUAAAUGUAACAGUAUAUAUGAAGUCUAAGAAAUGACAACUGAAUAACAAUUUUCUGCUUGCCAAAGAGAUGUUGCUGUUCAGUUACUUAACACCCAUUUAUAUUAGUGAAUACCCAUAUUUUUAAUGGGUAGUUUAAAAUCUAUGACUGACUCUAUACGCUGUUUCUUGGGCACCCUCAUUUACUGACCUAGCUAUUCUUCUAGUGUUUAAAUGGCAAAACUAAAGUCAUAUUGCCAUGUACCAAAAUAAUUUUUAUCAGUAUAUUACUGAUUUUAUUGUUUGCUUUCAGGUCAUUUAUGUCCUUGUUAUACAAAUCUGUCAUCAAAUUGAAUUUAUUUAGCUGUCUAAGUGUUCAGAUAUAUGCACACUAUGAACAUGCAUUUAAUGUAACCUCCAGCAGCUUCCACGCUUUAGGCUUUUUUAUUUCUGUCAUUUGUGAACACACUGUCCUAACAAUAAGCGUGAAGAUGUCUUCGCAAUCUGUUUUCCCUCCUACCUGUAGAAUAUAAAUUGUGACCUAGUUGGUUUUCCAUUAUAGAAUUUGAAUUGACCAUGCAUUCUGAAGUUUCUGUAGAUAUCCUAAUACAGGGAAGAUUGUUUUUAUGCUUUCUAAUCAGUGAUAAAGCCAUACUUUAUAUCAUAUAUUUUGCAAAGAUAUUUUUGUCACGUAGAGAGUUGUACAUAGAAUUUGGUUUUAUUAAAUGUAUUUUAAAUGUAUCAAUUUAUCCAAGGACAGAUAAGAAAUGGUUAAACUGUUUACAUUGGGCAAGUAUUCCAAUGUGGCCAGUCAGUUAUGCUAUGAAGAGGACAGGACCUGUUCUUCCAUACAGAAGUGUGUGCUUUAUAAAAUACAUUGAAGUCUAAACUUAGAAGAACCAAUGGUUAAACCUCUAGCAACCAAAUACGCUCUCAUCACAUAUGUUCUGGGAGUUGAAGUUUUGCAACAUCUGGAGGGCCACCAGUUUGAGACCCCGGCAUUAGAGUUUCUGUCCUUUGAGGGGAUUUCAUAUACACUCCUUAUCAAUAAACCGGAUUUAUCUUAACCCUUAAGACCCAGGGUAUCGACUCAUUAACAGUUAGGCAAACCCCUUAGACUCAGUAACAUAUGUUAAGUGGAUAAUUUAGUGGAAUCUUCCCAACACGUUAUAAACUAAUAUUCUUUGUAAUUGACAAAAGUGUCAAAUGCUUUUAAGGAACAAAUCAUAUGGGACCACAAUAUCUGCAAUGCAUUUUUUUUUAUGUUAGGUGAAUACAUGUCUGUCUUAGACCCAAGAAGCACAAGUAUUAAUGUGAGUUCAGUUUAAAUUAUAAGUAUAAAACUUUUUGUUGGUAUCAGUUACCUUGUCACUUUGUUGUAAGUAGUAGGUAGUUGUAAAUAAGCUGCUGCUGAUAAUAUUGGUUGCCUGAGCAAGGCUUUAUAAAGUAUAAUACAGUGUGAUAGAUUCAACUUUUUAUAUUAUUCUUCCCUAAGCACAGUAUUAAGUAUAUAUAAUUACAACAAGUUCUGUAGUAUAUGACAUUACACUUCAAAUGCAACACCCUUGCUGAUACUGAGCUUGCAUGUCCAGAAUAAAAUGAAAAGCUGUCCAUAAACCAGAGUUCAUAUGGUGGAUAAGGCAGACACAGACCGUCUUCUGUCUACCGUUCCACUCUUCAUAAUACACAGGGUUAUGAGAAAUGCUGGAAGAUACCUGUGGAUAGGUUUGUCAUGUUAGAUUUUUUUUCAUUUGUUGGCAAUACAGUGGUCCCUCAACUUACAAUGUACUCAACAUAUAAUACUUAUAACAUACAGUGGGCUUUUCUGGACCAUUGUAACUAAAAACUAUACUCAACAUACAAUGCUACAGACAGUCCAGGUCUGCAAAACAUGUCAAUGGCUGGAAGAACAGACCAAUCGGAAUGGGCAUUCACUGGUAAAACACCUGUAUUACUGAAGUGUAUGCACUGACUGGCUGUCUGGUAGCGCCUCCCUACAGUACAGGGAGGAACUACAUGUUCUGUACUACUCUUUACCUGGGCCAGGCUUAGCUGCUUCUUUGGACACUAGGUGGCAAUGGCUCAAUUUUACCUUUUUCCGAACACUGUGUGUACUGUACAGGGCCCUAAAUACUCUGCUGUCCUCUACAUAGACAAUGAUUUACAGCUUCCAGCAGCGCUUUUUAUUUAUUUUUAUUUUUUUAACUUUUUCUAUGUAAGGACUUGCUUUAUAUGUAUUAGUUAUCUACUUCUUUUUCUUUAAUCCUGACUUUUUCCUAUUUUUGGAUGACCUUUUGUGGGCUUCAGAACCAAUUACUAGGUUUCUGUAGAGUUAUGGAGCCAACAUACAAUUGUGAUCCUGGAAUAUAUAUUGUAACUUGAAGGACCACUUUACUUGGAAACUCGUUUGUGACAAACCUCAAAAGUGCAAAGAUUAAUCUGACAAUUGUCAAUGUUAUUUCUUUUUAACAUAUACAAUGUGUUCUUCAAAGAUAGUCUAUAAGUGACACGUCAGUCAAAGAACAUAAAUCUAAAAUCUUUAGUGUAUGGCUAGCUUAAAGUUUUUUUUUUUAUUUUUUUUUUUUAUUAACUGGUGCCAGAAAGUUAAACUCACUUGUAAAUUAGUUAUAUUAAAAAAAUCUUAAUCCUUCCAGUACUUAUCAGCUGCCAAAUGCUCCACAGGAAGUUUUUUUUUUUUUUUCCUUUUUGUCUGACCACAGUGCUCUCUGCUGACACCUCUGUCCAUGUUAGGAACUGUCCAGAAAAGAAGCAUAUCCCCAUAGAAAACCUAUCCUUCUCUGGACAGUUCCUGACAUGGACAGAGGUGUCAGAAGAGAGCACUGUGGUCAGACAGAAAGGAAAUUCAAAAAGAAAAGCACUUCCUCUGUUUUAUACAGCAGCUGAUAAGUACUGGAAGGAUUAAGAUUUUUAAAUAGAAGUAAUUUACAAAUCUGUUUAACUUUCUGGCAUCAGUUGAUUAAAAAAAAUAAUAAUAAUCUUUUCCAGUGGAGUACCCCUUUAAGUAUUUGGUUAGCUUACACUACUUUGGCAACUUUAUUUUUAAUAUAUGUAGGACUGUAAUUAAAAUUAGGGAUAUUUGUUUUCCUUUGGUAAGUGUGUCAUGUUGAGCCUGUAUGUCACUGAAACUGUAAAUUCUAUAAAACACUACCAGAUGUUGGUGAGAUAUUUGAACAUUGUACAAUGAAAAAAUAUUCCUUCCCCUUUCUAUAGUAGUCAUAUUUGUAAAAUGAAUUCCACUUUAUUCUGAGAGUAGUGCUAAAUAUGCCUUGUUCUUGGCCUAGUUGUCGAAAGUUGCAGAAAUAUGAGACUUACUAUGCCCUCUAAUGGACCUGAGGGGAAAACUACAGCUCCCUUCAGAAGAAUGACAUUUUUCAAUUUAGGUGAAUUAUGUGUUGAUUCUAAAAUUUCACCUUCAAUGUCUGUCUUCAAUGUAAUCUGCUCUAAGUGCAAUAUUUUUCACAAGGAAAAAACUUGUGCUUUUUAAUUGGUGGACACCGUUUUUUGCAUCGCAAUAUUCCUUCCAGAUAACGUGCUAUGAUGAAUGUCAAACAUAUCUAGUUUUAUUGUAAUCAUUUUUGUAAUUAAAUAUGAAUGUAGCUUUAUUUUUUCUCACUCAAAAAAUAGAGAACUUAUGUCAGAGUAAAUGUACAUUAUGUAACAAUUGUAAAUACUUGAUUGAAUAAUUUGUACACUGCAAAAUCAAAAUAAUAUGCAAUUUCAAUAAAACAGAAAAAGGUAAAACAUC
Hyla sarda is the source of this 6895-nucleotide messenger RNA. It is a transcript of the gene ACAP2, whose product is annotated as ArfGAP with coiled-coil, ankyrin repeat and PH domains 2. The coding region runs from base 199 to 2682 and encodes 827 amino acids. Gene Ontology annotation, molecular function: GTPase activator activity; protein binding. Lineage: Eukaryota; Metazoa; Chordata; Amphibia; Anura; Hylidae. The transcript has 25 exons. The record is from RefSeq and is a predicted model, not a curated record. Gene Ontology annotation, cellular component: cytoplasm; endosome membrane.